Aedes aegypti (yellow fever mosquito) is the source of this 707-nucleotide messenger RNA. Its product is annotated as 40S ribosomal protein S17. NCBI's taxonomy places the organism in Eukaryota, Metazoa, Arthropoda, Insecta, Diptera, Culicidae. The transcript has 3 exons. Bases 152 to 544 code for a protein of 130 amino acids. Gene Ontology annotation, molecular function: structural constituent of ribosome. The record is from RefSeq and is a predicted model, not a curated record. Gene Ontology annotation, cellular component: ribosome. Gene Ontology annotation, biological process: translation.
CACCCACCACAAGCUGACAGUUUUAGGCCCGUCCUGUUGGCAGCUCUGCCCACUGACAGCUGUCAGAAUUUAGCAUCGGAAGGACGUGACGUCACCGAUUUCUUUUCCUCACGUUUUCGUAGUGAACGACAGCAGCGAAACUUGAAUCAAAAUGGGUCGCGUUCGUACCAAGACCGUCAAGAAGGCCUCUAAGGUCAUUAUUGAGAAAUACUACACCCGGUUGACGAUGGAUUUCCACACGAACAAGCGGAUCGUCGAAGAAGUGGCCAUCAUUCCAACGAAGCCCCUGCGCAACAAGAUCGCUGGUUUCGUGACACAUCUGAUGAAGCGCCUGCGCCACUCCCAGGUCCGUGGUAUCUCCAUCAAGCUGCAGGAGGAGGAACGUGAGCGCAGAGACAACUACGUGCCGGAAGUGUCCGCCCUGGAGCAGGACAUCAUCGAAGUCGACCCGGAGACCAAGGAGAUGUUGAAGCAGCUGGACUUCAACAACAUCGUUGUCCAGGUCACCAACCCAUCGGCACAGGGCUACAGCCGCCGGAACUAAGUCUGCUAAAGUAUCACGUCCUGGUCCUGGUGCAGUUGGGUUUGUUCUAGAAUUUCCCACACCGGAACAUCCAUGGGUUGGGUUUGCGAGAGUGUAUCGUAUAAGUAAAAGAAUAUGAUCCUUUGGAAGUUAAGGAAAGAUAAACGAUAACAAGGUAAUCGAA